CGGGCCACCCAGCCGCCUGCCAUGCCCUGCCGAGGACGGGCAUCCCGACCAGCUGAGUGCCCGCACGGCCAGGGGCACCUCGGGCACCACCACCAACGGCUGUGCCAAGGGCAAGGAGAGACGGGACCGCGCUCGCCGCGGGGCACGCAGCCCCUCGUGGGAUGGGGACCGUGCCCCGCCGCCCACGCGGGGCAAGAAGAAGAAGAAGAAAUCUGGCCGCAAGAAGCGGAGGAGAUCUCCCUCCUACAGCCUCUCACCUGUGAAGAAGAAAAAGAAGAAAAGCUCCAAGAAGCGAAAAAGAAACAGGUUAUCAUCAAAGAAGAGAAGGCACAGCUCCCGUGGGCGCCCUCGGAAAUCCCACCGGCACCGGCACCGCCCCGUCCGCUCCCGCUCCGCCAGCUCCCCGUCCCGCUCGCCCAGCCGCCGGAGCAGGCACAGAGCCAGGUCUCGGGAGGAAGGGCGUAAAACACGGCGAAGACACUCCCGGCACCGCUCAAAGAUCCCAGCAAAACGAAGCUCCUCUGCAGAGUUUCAGGCCAGCCAAAAAGCCAGCCAAACCCUCCCACUCUACAGCUUCCUGUCUCCGAAGGAAGUCAUCUCUCAGUCAGGGUCUUCUGCUGACCUCUUUACCAAAACAGACAGCCCGCCUGGCAACCUAGCCAGCCACAAUGGAGAGUAUCAUGAAUAUGACUCAGGAAACGAUACUUCCUCCCCUCCCUCCACUCAAACGAGCUCGUCCAGGUCAAAGGACAGCCAGGAGAAAAGAAGUCUAGUCCAUGAUGGCUUUGGCCAUGCCUUCUCGUCCGGGAAGCCCAAACUGGCCAACAGCGAUAACAGCUCUGAUUCAGGAAAUUCCUUCACCAGUUGCUUUUCCCAGACCAAGGGAACAGCUUUGGAAAAUCUGUCUCCAGAUGCCCAGGGACAAGACCGAAGAGGGUGCCUGUCCUUGUGUCUCAGCUGUUCAGAGGAGAAGCAGCAGAACUUCCUCUCGUCGCCAAGCCCCAGCUCCCCGCUGAGGCCGUGCUCUCGCAGCAAGUCCUCCAGCAGCACGGGCAGGUCCUCCCCUGGCUCCAGCCGCUCCCGCUCCUCACGCCACAAGGCCUCUCCCAGGGGCUCCCGAAGCAGGUCCUGCUCUUCAGGAAGGAGGUCUUCUUCACGUUCCCCCAGCUAUUCCUCCAAAUCCUGCAAAAAAAGCCCUGGGAGCAGGAGCUCAAGGCCUCGUCGGAGCCCCAGUUACUCCCGCUACAGCCCCAGCAGGGACCGUGAGCGAGAGCACAAGCACGGGUCCAGCGAGGAGUCGCGCCGGGAGCGGGCCCGGCGCCGCAGGUCCUACUCGCCCCUGAGGAAGCGCAGGAGAGACUCUCCCAGCCACCUGGAAGCUCGGCGCAUCACAAGUGCCCGCAAACGCCCCAUCCCCUACUACCGACCCAGCCCCUCGUCCUCCAGCAGCGCCGGCAGCUACUCCUCCUGGUACAGCAGCCUUAGCCGCCCCCCGCAGCUGGAGGAUGAGGGUGGCCGAGGCCAAGAGCACUG
Merops nubicus (carmine bee-eater) is the source of this 1533-nucleotide messenger RNA. It is a transcript of the gene SRRM4, whose product is annotated as serine/arginine repetitive matrix 4. Gene Ontology annotation, molecular function: mRNA binding. Gene Ontology annotation, cellular component: nucleus. The record is from RefSeq and is a predicted model, not a curated record. Gene Ontology annotation, biological process: neuron maturation; regulation of RNA splicing; mRNA processing. Lineage: Eukaryota; Metazoa; Chordata; Aves; Coraciiformes; Meropidae. The transcript is spliced from 12 exons. The annotation marks the transcript as partial.